UUUCACUCAAUUAGCAGAACUCGCAAAAAUAUCAUUCAUGUAUCAAAAUACUAAUAUAUUACUGCACAUUAAAGAUUUGGUGCAAUUGAUUGAUAUGAUUGCGAGAGACUGGAUGAAACCAAAGAUAAAAGAGGAGCGGGACGUUAUGUUGAGGCUCGCAAAGAUCAGCCGUAUGAUCGCCAUUUGUGGCUGGCUCCUAGCAUUCUUUCUAACGAUAACUUUUUUCACCCUCCCAUUUUUCGGACUGACUAUCAGACACGUGACGAAUUUGACCGACCCUGGAAAACCCUUGGCGAUACAAACGUACUACUUGCAUGACGUUUCCGAGAGUCCCCAGUUUGAGUUGACGGUUCUGGCGCAGGGAAUCUCUAUGUUUUUAACGAGUAUUUCUUAUUACGCGGUCGACCACUUUCUGGGAUUGCUAGUCUUGCACGUAUGCGGUCAAAUGAAUAACCUGCAUUUGCGAUUGACACAUAUGGGGCAAUAUACCAACUUCAAUGCUAUUUUGAAGUACAACGUCCAGGAUCACAUCCGCUUGAUCAGGUCCAUCGAAAUCAUUGAUGAUUCAUUCGAUUUAUUAUUGCUCAUCCUAGUACUAUAUUUUGGUAUAACAUUCUGCCUACAGGGGUUUCUCAUAGUUAACGUUUUUAAUGACGAUGGACAAGUGUCAUUUAUGCAAUUACUUUGGUUUGUCGCAGUGACUAUAUGCGUUUUAUUGCACAUGGGCCUUUAUUGCGCCGUUGGCGAAACUCUCGUGACGCAAGGUAAAAAAAUUCAUCGCGCCACGUACGAAUAUACGUGGUACACUAUAAAUCCAAAAGCGGCAAGGAACUUGAUUUUAAUAAUGCUGCGUGCAAGUAAACCACUCUACAUUACGGCUGGGAAGACAUUUCCCAUGACGAUGGCAACGUUUUGCAAUCUGUUGAAAACAUCAGCAGGUUAUAUAUCUGUAUUACUUGCUAAUCAAGAUUAACGGCGAUGUUAUAAACUUUGAGCUCAAACUUAAACAAUUAUCUAGUAACAUAAUUAACAAUAAGAAUUGAUCAACGAAGCAUAAGUAAGCACGUAAGUACGAUGUUACUGUCUUGUUAUAUUCUUUGAACCAAAUAAAAAAUAUAUAUAAAGGGAAAAGUCAUUCGGGAUAUUAAAAACGGGUAUUAGCUUUUUAAAAUGGUAUUUUAA
Harpegnathos saltator (Jerdon's jumping ant) is the source of this 1182-nucleotide messenger RNA. RefSeq names its product odorant receptor Or2-like. Gene Ontology annotation, molecular function: odorant binding; olfactory receptor activity. NCBI's taxonomy places the organism in Eukaryota, Metazoa, Arthropoda, Insecta, Hymenoptera, Formicidae. The coding region runs from base 38 to 973 and encodes 311 amino acids. Gene Ontology annotation, biological process: sensory perception of smell; detection of chemical stimulus involved in sensory perception of smell. The transcript is spliced from 5 exons. Gene Ontology annotation, cellular component: plasma membrane. The record is from RefSeq and is a predicted model, not a curated record.